Molecule: messenger RNA, 4635 nt
Organism: Penaeus chinensis
Lineage: Eukaryota; Metazoa; Arthropoda; Malacostraca; Decapoda; Penaeidae
Product: glycosaminoglycan xylosylkinase-like
Exons: 9
Coding region: 355-1713 (452 amino acids)
Biological process (GO): protein phosphorylation
Cellular component (GO): Golgi apparatus
Molecular function (GO): phosphotransferase activity, alcohol group as acceptor
Source: RefSeq, a predicted model, not a curated record
AAAAGUGAUGAUGACAAAGGACGAUGAAGAAGAAGAAAGCAUGAAAAAGUGAAAUAAAAGUAAAGAGAAAAAGAAAAUAGAAGAAUAAAAGGAAACGAAAAAAAAGAGGAAAGAUAAACACACCAGAAUGAGAUCCAAGUAAACACGCCAGCAUCCACGCAACCUCAGUCAACUAAAACGUGAAUAAUUUUUGCGAUAAUCACCAUGUAAACGAAAAAAAAACAAAAAAAAAACGAGAGAAGGAGAGCCACAGCAUCAAGAGAAAAUAGUAUAGCUUGAACGUGCAUCGAGUGUAGUGUGUGAGACUGUCGCAAAUUGCUCGUGUUUGUAAUCAACUUUCUUACCAAAUUCAACAUGAAAGCAGGGAGACGGAAGGCAAUGUGGAGGACCCUGUGUUUUACAGUGAUUUUAGCGCUAGCUAUUUUUCUGCGGAAAAUUGUUUCAACUUUGAGCUUCAGAAUUUCGAUGCCGCUGACUCGUUUGACUGACUCGGAAAAGGUCUUGUCAGAAGGAGAAUUUUAUGUGCUGAAGAAUGUUUUCAACUAUAAAGAGAGCCAGCAAGAACGUACGGGACUAAGAAUGCUCUCUGCACUCUACGAACAUCUACCAGCAGUUAGAGCAAAGUACUCAAUCAUGUCGCCCCAAAUACCGAAGUUUAUUGCUGAACUCGAGGAAGAUUUAAAAGAGAAAGGCAUUACAAAAAAUCCUUGGAAAUUGGCACGUAAGUGGGCGAAGCCAACCUCGCUGACCCCGGCGUCGGCCCCCGGUCUGGCCGACGUGCUGGCAGCCCUUUCCACCGCCAACAUAACAGCUGCUGAUCUCAGCGACAAAGGAUCACAGCUCAAGAUUAUACUUGAGCUUGAAGGAGGACAGACUGUUAUUUUUAAACCGAUGAGAUAUUCCCGAGAUGAGAGUUUAGAAGACGCCUAUUUUACCUUCGAUCGUCAUAAUGGUGAAAUCGUCGCCUUCCACUUGAGCAGAGUGUUAGACAUGCGAAUGGCGCCUCUCACUGUAGGUCGAAAAAUAUCGCUGGAAGCUGAAAUAUUGCCCGUUUCAACGCCAAGACUUUCGGACACAAUCUUUCGCAACGAGGACAAAGAUCUCUGCUUCUUCGGAAAUUGUGUGUACUGCAACAAGAAAUGGCCUGCGUGCGAGAAGAACCAGCGUCUCGAGGGCGCUGUCAUCAUGUGGCUUCCGGCACAUUACAUAUCGUCCGAACCCCACCAUCCCUGGGGACGAACGUAUAUAAAAAACAAGCUAGCUGACUGGGAGAAGGACGAACACUACUGCCAGGCUGUUCUACGCAACACCCACCCGCGGAAACUUCUAGAUCUCAUUGAUGCGGCAGUUUUCGAUUUCCUGAUUCAGAAUGUCGACAGGCAUCACUUCGCUCAGGCCUCGGGCGCUAAGGACUCUCCUGUGGUUUUGAUAGACAAUGCGAAAAGUGUAGGAAAUGCCUUUGUUGACUGGAUGGAUAUCCUGGCACCAAUUCUACAGUGUUGCAGAAUGCGGAGGACUACUUAUGAAAAACUCGUAUUCCUGAGCGGCGGCGGGUUAUCCCAGGCAAUGCAAGAACUGCUCGAGUACGAUCCCGUGGCACCUGUCCUCACGCCCGCCCACCUGCGCGCCUUCGACCGUCGGAUAUUACACGUCUUGGCCGCUAUGAACGCGUGCAUGGUAGCGAGAGGCGGUUGGGAUGAUGUCCUCUUUUAAGGGGUAAUUGUUAGUGGUUAAUGGCUGAAACAAAUAGAAAUGCUAAAUGACUAAUGGUUUAAUCAAAUAAAUGUGAUAGAGAAUGUCCUCUUUUAAAAGGGGUCAGAAACGUGAUUUUUUUUUUCUCUGUCGAUAUAUUCUAUAAAUGGUUAGUUGAAUAUUCUUGGUUCUGUAAUAACUUACUAAUGUACCGUCGGUGAGUGCAAUGAUGAUUCAUCCAUUGAUUUUCAUGAUUGUCGAUAAAAAGAGCGACUUGGAAACAUACUGUUGCUCAUCAGAUUCCUAUGUGAUUUGGCUUGCUUUGUCUCCAUGAUAAUUUUUCUGCGAGCGAGUAUCACGACUUUGGUUAUUGAGAGUGUGAAAUUUUAGAUAUUGGUUUUUAGGGAUAUUUUUGUAUGGCUAUGCGAUUGGUAAGAUAUGAAGAAAAUGUAUCUAUGGCAAUUGUCUAUUUCUCGAGCUGGUUAGUAAAUUGUGGGCAAUUAAGUUUUAAAAAUCCAAUGAAUAUAUGUGGUCGUUCAUUAUAUUUAACAUGUUGUCUUUCUUUUCCUUAAAAUUAUGAAAUGCAUAAGCAUGAUAUAUAAAGCAGAAGUAAUAACACUAGUGUGCAGAGCUUUCAAUUGCAGACUAUCAACAUGGUGUGUCGUGGAAAAAUUCAUUAUUCUGUACAUUUUUAACUAACUCGGUACACACAUCAAUAACGAUGAAAAGCUAGUACCAACAUAUACUGAAGAGGUUCUACAUGAACAUUAUCAGCAUCUAAAGAGCAGACAAUGAUACACAGCCAUUAUACAACAGUGGUUUGUUUUGAAAGAUACCUUGAAAGAAGUAACUUAUGUAUUAAAGUAAGUACCCAUCCUCAAAAUUAUUUUCCAGACUGGGGGAGGGGGGGAAGAGAGAGUGGGGGAGAGAUAGAGGGAGAGGGGGAAGAAAGAGAGAGAGAAAGAGAGACUCAUGAAUGGGCAGAGCAUUUCCAUAUAGUUGAGAAAAGGGAGCAUUUGAACCAUAAUUAUCAGUACAUACAAAAUUAGCAUACAUAAUAAAGAACAUACUCUUCUUCUCUCCGAUAUUUUAAGCAACAAUGCACUAGGGCCAAUCAAUCUACUGCUGCGUAAUAUGACAAUCAAAGGACAAAAUCUACAUAAAAAAAAAAAAAAAAAAGAGAGAGAACCUGGAUCAAUAUGCAACGUGUCAAUCUAAUCCGAACAAUUUCCUAAGUCACAGAUCACACUGCUACUGCAUCGAUAUUAGCACUCUUCACAAAACCAGGAUUGGCUUAGCCUUAACAUAUAUUAAGUCCUGUUCGUUAAAAAGUACCUGAGUGAGAAACACGACUUAAAGGGCUAAACAUAUUGAAAAGAGCAGCUGCCAAUUUGUAAGUAGUGUUAGGAAAUAUGAAUUUUAUCAGGUGAUUUAUGCAAGCUCUAGCAAAUUAUUUCUUAGUGAAGAGCUUACAGUGGAUAAAGACAGGUAUGGCCUAUGAUACCUAUGUAAUCUGACUGUUUUCAGUUGCUUCCCAAAUCCUAGUACAUGAGGUAUGUAGCAUUAACAAAUAAUAGAAGAAUACCAUUGAGAAUUUAUUUAUUGAUCAUAUUCAUAUACAUUUUGCAGCGUGAAAGGAGCAACUACAGUUGUGACAGGCUAGUGAUAUUGAACCUAAGUUAUGUCUUAACAAGGCUCAUUGUUGUAGUUUGGGAUAAUAUUAGUAAAUCAUACAUUUUUAAAAAUCUCUGGCUCAUCAUCACUAAUUGUGUCCAAAUCUUCCUUCGAAAGAGCUAUGGAGCAGCAGGCUUUGUGCAUAUGCUGUAGCUACACAAAAUAUUUGAUGCUACAAAAUUUACACUAGUCACAUCAACAGUCAUUUCAUACAAAUUCACAUCCAUUUUUUAAAAGAAUAGCUCUGAACGGCAGAGAAAUUGCAUUCCCAAAAUCUAUCCAUUGCAGAUCAAACAUUUACAUUUAAUCUAUUAUCUCAAUAAAACAAAACUGUGAUAUAAUUAUAUAGCUCUUGCACUUUAUACAAUUCUUGUCAAAAACACAUUAUCAUAAUCAUUGCUAUAGCCCUUGUAGCCACAAAAACAUCUUAAUAUAUGCUAAAUGAUAAAAAAAAAGAAUUCAAUAGAUACAAUAUAAAUAAAUCUUCAGAAGCUUGUUUAUCACUGAACCAACUAGUAACUACUCCAGUAGUGUGCUACAUACUGUACACUAUAUCAGUUUUAAACAAUGCAAAAUAACAAUGAAUUCUGCUUAUCAUCUAAUCCACUGUCUGUUCCUUUGGUCACAACUUUACUUAAGAUAUAUACUUGUAAUAAGAAAACUAUGGCAGCAGUUUAUGAAUUGCAACCAGUCCGUAAUAAAUAUUUUGCAAAGAGACAAGAUAAACAAAAGAGUUUACGGUUUCUAAAUUCCGUUAAAUUAAACUUUCUGUAACAAUAAACAUAACAACAAUAUAUACGAGAAAAAAAUCAUGGUAGAAAUAGUGACGUAAAAAAAUAAAAUGAAAUGAAAAAUAAAAAUGAAAGCAAGGUAAAACAAAAAUAUUUUGUUUAGCGCAGGUAAUGAAACAUGAAACAGUGAAUAAAGACAAAUUGAUCGGGACAAUUCUUAUAAAAACGAAUGUUAACUUGAACUCUAGUAAAGGAAUAACAGUAUACUUACAUAUCUACACUGUAUGUUUAUUUAGUGUUUUAUUUCUUAAAAUCAAUUACAUUUUGAUCAAUAAAUAUGUUUGUAAUAACUAGAUUGCUUUUGUUACAAAGAAAUGCAGAUUUUUAAAAUGAUAUGUUGAAUCUAUCAUUUUUUUUUUUUUUUUUUUUAAGGACUCCAAUUAUAUCUGGCAGGUACAGUACCAACAAUAAACCAAUGAUUAAACACAAUAGUUUCGUACAUCUUUCAAUUGGUAUAAAUUACAAGAGGAAAUUUUUA